AUGAGUGAUCCAGAACCAUCCAGAAUAAAACAUGAAGAUACAACAGUCUGGAUGGAACAGCAAACACAUGAGGUGAAUGAAGUGGAGGAGGAACAUUGUAAAGUCAAAACUUCAAGAAAAAAAGACAAACCGCUUCACACCUGCUCUCAGUGUGGAAAGAGUUUCAGAGACAAAGAAAACCUUAAGACACACACGAGGAUCCACACUGGAGAGAAACCAUACACAUGCCCUCAGUGUGGAAAGAGUUUUACUGAUGCAUCAGGUCUCAGUUAUCAUCUGCGUAUUCACUCUGGAGUAAAGCCUUUUAACUGUGAUCAGUGUGGUAAAAAGUUUAUUUCAUCAUCAAGUCUAAAAUCACACCAGAAAGUUCAUUCAGAUGAGAAGCCUCAUGUGUGUUCUUACUGUGGAAAGAGUUUUUCACGGCUGGCCAGUUAUAAACUGCACCAGAAAACACAUAAUGAAGUGAGAGAACACAUGUGUUUUGAGUGUGGAAAGAGCUUUACUACAGCUGGUCAUCUGAAACAGCACCAAAUGAUUCACACUGGAGAGAAACCUUACACAUGCUCAUACUGUGACAAGAGUUUCAAUCGGUCUGAAUACUUGAAACUACAUGAGCGAGUUCACACUGGAGAGAAACCUUACAAGUGUUCAUAUUGUGACAAGAGUUUCACUGUGUCUGGAAGCCUGAAACUACAUGAGCGAGUUCACACUGGAGAGAAACCAUACCACUGUACUCAGUGUGGAAAGAGUUUCGCACAGUCAGUGAGUCUUGUGACUCAUAUUAAAAGGCAUUGUUUCUGUGUCCGAGUGAGCAAAUAUUUUUUACAGAAUCAGUAUUUCAAGUCAACAAUGUGA
Carassius auratus (goldfish) is the source of this 855-nucleotide messenger RNA. Its product is annotated as zinc finger protein 239-like. Gene Ontology annotation, biological process: regulation of DNA-templated transcription. NCBI's taxonomy places the organism in Eukaryota, Metazoa, Chordata, Actinopteri, Cypriniformes, Cyprinidae. Bases 1 to 855 code for a protein of 284 amino acids. The record is from RefSeq and is a predicted model, not a curated record. The transcript has 2 exons. Gene Ontology annotation, molecular function: DNA-binding transcription factor activity, RNA polymerase II-specific; RNA polymerase II cis-regulatory region sequence-specific DNA binding.